AUGACAAAAUAUCUUAAAAGAGAAAAAACAUUUAAUUCAAAACUUUUUGUGAGAUUGUUGCCGUCAGUCGAUUUCAAUUAUGAUUACGUUAAAAUAGAUAACAACAAAAAGGUUAUAUAUGUAAGAUGUUUGCAAGAUUUAGCUAGAGGGGUUAAACAGAAAAAUCCAAACUUUUGGGCAUUUUGCACUGAUGGAAUUUUAUGGAAUGCAAGUCAAGAUGAAAUAUUCGAAACGGUUGCAUCAGAUUGGUACGAUGACAUUUUUAAUGGAGUCAGUGGAAUAAUUUUGGCUUACGGUCAAACAGGAUCUGGAAAAACUUUUACGACUUCCGGAUUGUGGCAUCCGUUUCCUAACAGAGGUUUAAUAUUGAGAAUUUUAUCACAAUUAAUUGUCGAAGCCAAACAAAAACAAGAAACAACAAAAAUAACUUUGGGUAUAAGUUAUAUAGAAUUUAUUGGAGAAACUGUCAGAGAUUUAAUUAAUGGCAAAAUGAUUGAUAAAAUUCAAGAAGUUAUUGAAAAUCCUAUACUGAGUGAAGAAUGGGCAUGGAGGGCAAUAUUUAAAGCAGAAUGUCAAAAAACUUAUGUUGAAGGAGCACCAUAUAAAGGAUCAAAUAAAGGUCAUUCAAUAUUAACUUUUUAUAUUCAUUCUGAAUCUCUUAUUGACACUGAUCCGAUAAUAACUCAUUCUAAGGUUCACAUUAUUGAUAUGGCUGGAAUUGACAAUUAUGGACACAAAACAUCAAAUUGGAAAGAUAAAUAUACCGUUGGACAAUCAAAUCUUUCAAAAUGUUUAAUAGAGCAAGUAAUUAUUUGCUUGUCAGGAACAUCAUGGAAAUCUGGAACUCACAUUUGUCCUUAUAAGUCGUGCCGUUUUCUUAUAUUUUUACAUGAUACUUUAAGGCCAUCUUGUCACAUAAGGUUUAUCGCUCAUAUUCAUGGAAAUGACCCAAAUCUUUCACAAACAAUAUCGUCAUUAAAAUUUGGAGAAAAGUUAAAAGGUUUUAAACCGACAAAAAUUAAAACCAACUUUGAAACUGAUUGUUUUUUGCAAAUUAAAAAUUUGGAAGUAAGUAAAAAUAAAUUUUUUUACAUUGUAUUAUUUUUUUAA
Pediculus humanus corporis (human body louse) is the source of this 1110-nucleotide messenger RNA. Its product is annotated as kinesin heavy chain, putative. Bases 1 to 1110 code for a protein of 369 amino acids. Lineage: Eukaryota; Metazoa; Arthropoda; Insecta; Psocodea; Pediculidae. Gene Ontology annotation, biological process: microtubule-based movement. Gene Ontology annotation, cellular component: kinesin complex; microtubule. Gene Ontology annotation, molecular function: ATP binding; ATP hydrolysis activity; microtubule motor activity. The record is from RefSeq and is a predicted model, not a curated record. The transcript is spliced from 6 exons.